AUGGCUUCGACCCAAAAGCUCGUCCGCGUCGGUCUGAUCGGCUGCGGCGAGAUCGCACAGGUAGUUCACAUCCCGACUUUGGGAUUCCUCUCAGACUACUUUCGCAUCACAUACCUCUGCGACGCCUCGGCUUCAGCCCUGGACCACUGCAAGAGCAGGGUCAUGGGCGGCGUCACCCCGAGCACCACAACGACGCCCGCCGAGCUGUGUGCGUCGGCCGACGUGGACGUGGUCUUGGUGGCGAGCAGUGAUGCGCACCAUGCCGAACACGCCGUCCUGGCAUUGCAGCACCACAAACACGUCUUUCUCGAGAAGCCCGCGGCGCUCAACGUGCGCGAUCUCCAUCGGAUUCGGGACGCUGAGGCCGGAUCCCGCGGCAAGGUCAUGGUUGGCUACAUGCGCAGAUAUGCUGCUGCCUUUCAAAAAGCUGUCGAGCUUAUUGGUGGCAUGGACAAGAUUCUUUACGCCCGCGUGAGAGAUAUCAUCGGUCCAAACUCUACGUUUGUCGACCAGUCUGGCACUUUUCCCAAGAAGUUUACAGAUUUCUCCCAGCAAGAUUCUCGGGACCUUUCUGACAAAACUGCGGAAACGGUCACCACGGGCUUGGCAGAAUGCGGUGCCAGUGACUCAGAGUCAAACCGGCGGCUUUGGCGGUUGUUAGGAGGCUUAGGAUCUCAUGAUCUUUCGGCUAUGCGUGAAGCGCUCGGGAUGCCCAAGUCGGUUCGUGGUGCAUGCUCAGCUGGACUUUUCUGGAAUGCUAUCUUCGAGUACGAGGGCUUCCAUGUGGCCUACGAGUCUGGCAUUGACAAUGUACCUCGUUUCGACGCGCAUAUUGAGGUCUACAGCCAAGAAAAGACUGUGCGAAUCCAGUAUGAUACGCCCUACGUCAAGGGGCUACCCAUCUACGUCAAAGUUGCCGAGAAUGAUGGUGGCGUGUACAAGGAGACACAAUUCAGAAUCACGUAUGAAGACGCAUAUACGCAAGAGUUUAGGGAGAUGUACGAAUGGUACACCACAGGCAAGCCUGUAAAGACGACUAUUGAAGACGCCGAGAACGAUUCCAAGAUCUUCGGUAUGAUAAUGAAAGCCGCCCAGCGGUAG
This is a messenger RNA of Pestalotiopsis fici W106-1, 1101 nucleotides long. RefSeq lists its product as uncharacterized. Gene Ontology annotation, cellular component: cytoplasm. Lineage: Eukaryota; Fungi; Ascomycota; Sordariomycetes; Amphisphaeriales; Sporocadaceae. Gene Ontology annotation, molecular function: oxidoreductase activity; nucleotide binding. The record is from RefSeq and is a predicted model, not a curated record. The transcript is spliced from 3 exons. Bases 1 to 1101 code for a protein of 366 amino acids. Gene Ontology annotation, biological process: NADPH regeneration.